Paramecium primaurelia is the source of this 535-nucleotide messenger RNA. The record is from the annotation of a GenBank genome assembly. NCBI's taxonomy places the organism in Eukaryota, Ciliophora, Oligohymenophorea, Peniculida, Parameciidae.
AUGGAAAUUGAAUACGAACAAAACAUUGUACAAUAAUCACAGGAUCUUCAUAAAAAUACCUCAGUAAUACUUAGUAUUAUAUCUUUAGUAUUAUAAUUCUGGAUUACCUUUAUCUGAAGAUGCAAAAAGAAUAUUGAAUAGUCAAUAAUUGAUUACAUCUGGAGGCUCUCCAUAAUUAAUUCAAGAAAGAAUUAAAAGUCCAGAAAAACAAGUAAAAAGUAUAAUAAAAUAUAAAUUUAUGAAUGAUGGAAUGUGGAUGAAGUAAUUUUCCAUUUAAUGUUCUAGAAUAUUAAUAGAUAGAAAUGAUUAUCCAGAAAUCAAAGACACACCUAUUAUAGCAAUGAAUGCAUAAUUUUAAAAUGAUGGAUUUGAAUUUACAAUUAAUGUGAAUGAAUUAGUUGAAUAUGCUUUGAAAAUCCCUAGAACUAGAGAGAAAAUAGUACCUGAGAAAUCAAAAAUAUAUGAAAGAAAAAAUUAUAUCUACAUAGCUUUAUAUAAAGAAAAAGAAGGUGACUGGUGGUCAUUGAAAUACUGA